UGUUUAGAUUUCAUGUUGUAAAUAUUAGUUUCCUAUUAAUUUACAGGAAUUUUAUACUUACUUAACUAAUUAAUGUUAUGAAUGAUACUAUAUGAUUGGUAAAUAAAAUAAAAUUUAAUUACCUUUUAUAAUAUAUAUAAGGAAGUCAUAUAAUAUGACACAUCCAAACAAAUAAAUUGUAUAAAUAGUUUUCCAUAAACUAAAUAAUGUGAAUGGUAUUUUUAAAAAAAUUUAUUUUGUAAAAUAUUUCAAAAUCAGAUUUUUUGAAUAUAUUAAAAAUUUUAAAUUAUGGAAAAGUGUUCUAUUGGAUUAGAAUGUAAUGUUGACUGCCACAAGCAAGGUUUAACAAGAAGACAAGGUCUUUUAGAUCUAUCAACGUUUUCAAGUGGUGAAAAACAUGAGUUAUUAUGGAGAGCUGGUUUUUUUGACUGUGGAAAAUUGUUUACAACAGUUUGCUAUUAUCAUAGAGAAUACUUUGGAGUUGCAUUUGAAAGAAAAUUUCAGAAAUGCUGAAAAAACAUGAAAAUCAAAAGAAAAACAUGGAAAUCGAAAGAAAAACGUGAAAGGCAAUUUUUAUAUUAUUUAGAUGAUUAGAAUGAUUGAAAUAGUAUGAUUAAAUAAAUGAUUGAAAUAGUUUAAAUAAAUUAAAGCAAUAUUAAGUAUAUUUAUAAACUAACAAUUAUACUCAUUUUUUCUUUACAAUGAUGGUGAGUUGAUAUUAGUUUUUAGAAAUAAUUGUUUCCUUUUUUUUUAUAGGAAAUGUGAAGAUAUUGCUAUCAAUAGCAAUAACUUUGAAAACAAAAGGCAUUGCUGCUGUAUCUGGGUGGAAAUUAUGCAUUAGUUGUUACAAAAGGGUACAUAGUACAAGAGUACAAAGGGUACAAGAAAAUCAAAUGAUCAAUGCUAUAGUAGGAUUGAGUCUGAACAAGAACAAUGUGCAUCUCUCAAUGAAAGUCUUGAAUCUAUAGGUGUGUCACCUAUGAAGCUUAAAUCAAUUCCAAAACACCAAUAAUUACCAGCUGCUAAAAGAAAAUUUGAUCAAAUAACUGAAGAAACAGCAAACAAAAUGAAACCAUUGAUCUUGUUCAUUACUUUUAUCAAAGUGACUAGUGCACACGAAUGAUGUAUGGAAAAAAAGAUUUUGUCAAGAUAGGGUACAAGCAACACAUGCAAAAAAGACUAAUUUAAAAGAACUUUAUGUAGCAUUUAAAUCCGAACAUUCUAAUUUAAUCGUUGGAUUUUCUUAGUUUUGCUACCUUCGUCCAAGAUGGUGUAUAACAACAAACUUGUCUGGCACCCACAUUGUUUGUGUCUGUAAAUAUCAUCAGAAUGUUAAGUUGUUAACUGAUGCUCUUAAAAUUGACAAAGAGUAUAGAGAUUUGAUGGAAAUAAUUGUUUGCAAUAGAGACAAUGUAAAGUGUGUGUUACAUCGAUGUCCGUUAUGUCCUGGUAUUACUGCUUUAAAAGAAUUCUUAACAGAAAAGUUUGACAACACCGAUAAAGAAAUAACAGUUAAACAAUGGCAACAUACAGAUAGGACUACGCUGAUCAAUCAAAAAAUCAAUAUUGAAGAUGUAAUUGACCUUAUAUGCAAUAAAAUAGAUAAAUUAAUAUCUCAUUCACUUAUAGCUAAAAGUCAAGCCAACUACCUUAUAGAUUGUAAAGAGUUAUUAAGUCAAAAUGAGUGUAUAGUAUUGGGUGACUUUGCAGAGAACUUCCAAUUUAUUGCUCAGGAUGAGGUGCAAAUUUACCUCUGGAAUAAACCAAAAUUUACACUUCACUCUAUUAUUAUAUACUAUAAAUCAAAUGAUAAACUGAUAUUUAAGUCAAUUUGCUUCCUUUCUGAUGACAUUAGGCAUGAUGUAUACUUUGUAUAUAAAAUACAACAGCUCACUACCAAUUACAUUAAGGCAAACAUUCUACAAAUUAGUAAUAUUAGUUACUUCACUGAUGGAUGUGCAGCACAAUAUAAAAACUUUAAGAACUUUAUUAAUCUUUGCCAUUUCAAAGAAGACUUAGUGAUGCUGAAUGAAACUUUUUUGCUACAAGCCAUGUUUAUAAAUCAGAAAUAAAAGAAGUACGAUCAUAAACAAAAAAGAUGAAGGAGAAGGAGAUUAUAAAAAUCAAUUUAUGCAUCCACAUGGUCCCAGUUUUUCUUGGCCUGCACGAAAAGAUAUGUGUUGGGUCCCAUCAAAUCAUAUUUUAUGUAUCACUGAUACGCCAUCUACAACAAAUGGUCGUGUAUAUAAAAUUUCAGAAAUUGAGUUGGCAAAAAUUAUUUAACAAAAUAACCAAGAUUUUUAGAAAAAAUUUAUAUUGCGUCAUUAUUUUUAUACUUGUAUGUUAUUUUUUUAAAUAUAGUUAAAAUAUAAAUGUAUGUGUAAUUAGCACAAUUUGGCCACACAAAUAAAAUUCUCCUGGUAACUUGUCUUUAUAUAUUUUAAGAAAAAAAAAAAGUGGGGGGAUUUGGUAAUAUGCCUAAUUGCGACCUUUCCCCCAACCCAACCAAGCUGGCCUCCAAAAGUUUGAUGGAAAAAUUUUAUCAAAACAAUCUUAAUUUUAUUGGCAUAACGAAAUUAGAAAAAUAUUAAUUUUUUUUUUACUGGGAGGGCAGGAGGGUGGGGUGAAGCCUACCCCAGGAACCAAAAAUUUAGAAAUAAAGUAUACAUUUAUCAUUGCCCUCGAAAUGACGUUAAAAAUAACUUUUUACAAAAUUAGGAAAAUAUUACUUUUUUGUGUGUGAAGGGCGUGGGGGGGGGGGGGAGCCUAUCCCAGGUACCAAAAAUUUAGAAAUAAAGUAUACAUUUGUCAUUGCCCUCAAAAUGACUUUAUAAAUAACUUUUUACAAAAUUAGGAAAAUAUUACUUUUUUUUUGUGAAGGCAGGGGGGUUGGGGAGCCUACCCCAGGUACCAAAAAUUUAGAAUUAAAGAACACAUUUAUUAUUGCCAUCAAAAUGACUUUAAAAAUAACUUUUUACAACAUGAUAUUAAGAUAUAUCUUAUAUCAUGUUGAGCCUUUUAAGUAAAGCUUAGAUAUAUCUAAGCUUUACUUAAAAAAGUCAAAAAAUGCAAUAAUAUGUUUUUAAUUAAUAGUGAUGUUUAAUAACUUUAUUGUAUGUUUUAGUAAUGGCUGAAAAAAAAUUACCAAGGUGACAUCACCAUUUUGACUGUCAAAAUACCCUAAAAUAAAUGCCAUUAUUCUUUAAUUUACAUGUACUU
Messenger RNA from Hydra vulgaris (swiftwater hydra), 3219 nucleotides. The record is from RefSeq and is a predicted model, not a curated record. NCBI's taxonomy places the organism in Eukaryota, Metazoa, Cnidaria, Hydrozoa, Anthoathecata, Hydridae.